This is a messenger RNA of Sebastes umbrosus (honeycomb rockfish), 2768 nucleotides long. RefSeq names its product carbohydrate (chondroitin 6) sulfotransferase 3b (gene chst3b). Gene Ontology annotation, molecular function: N-acetylglucosamine 6-O-sulfotransferase activity; chondroitin 6-sulfotransferase activity. Gene Ontology annotation, cellular component: Golgi membrane. The record is from RefSeq and is a predicted model, not a curated record. The coding region runs from base 434 to 1741 and encodes 435 amino acids. NCBI's taxonomy places the organism in Eukaryota, Metazoa, Chordata, Actinopteri, Perciformes, Sebastidae. The transcript has 3 exons. Gene Ontology annotation, biological process: N-acetylglucosamine metabolic process; carbohydrate metabolic process.
GUCUCAACUGUUGCACAUACUUGUCUUGCACAUGUCAUUCAGUUGACCGGGCAGCCUGACCUGCAGACUCCUCCAACAUGAGUCCAUCUGAUCCACAGGUUUCACUCACUAAAACUAGUUCUACUGCUUCUUCUUCUUCUUCUUUUGGAUUGGAUUGUUUUUUGUCACACAAGUGAAGUAUUUUUGGGAAGUAAUGGAAUUAAUUUCUAUCCGGAGACGCUCUUUGAAGAAAGGUUUAUCGACUUCACGCAUGAACCGAAGCGGGACGCCUUCAGACGCCGCAGCUCAUCAUGAUGGAUGAAACAUCACCUACAACGGGGAAUACAAAUAACUGGAAGGCUCUUUAAGAAGGCGACUGGAGACAUUGCAAGAUUGGCAGAACCCAUUAAGAAGCAGUCUGUAAUAGCAUAUCCAGGCACAGCUACAUCCAAGAAUGAGGAUCAAAUACACAAUAUCCAUCGUCUUUUUUGUGGUACUUGUUAUCAUUGAGAAGGAAAACAACAUUAUCUCAAGGGUGUCAGAUAAGCUCGCCUUAAAGCAGACCCCCCAGACCCCGCUACAGCCCAGUGGUGUCUCCCACAUACUGCUGAAGCACAAUGGUUCCGUAACCUCACUCAGUAAGGUGGACUCGGCCUUCAUGCUAAUGAAGCGGCGCCUGGAGAACUACAGCCAGCACCAGCAGGUGGCGACGAGGGGCAGGAAACACAUCCUCCUGUUAGCCACCACCAGGACGGGCUCCUCGUUCGUGGGCGAGUUCUUCAACCAGCAGGGCGACAACAUGUUUUACCUGUUUGAGCCGCUGUGGCACGUGGAGAAGAUGCUGACACUGGAGACCGGCGGCACCAACGCCACGGCGGCAGCCAAGGCGUACCGCGAAGUGCUCCAGCAGCUCCUCCUGUGCGACUUCUCCCUGCUGGAGAGCUUCAUUGAACCCCUCCCGGUGGACCACAUCACCGCCGGCCUCUUCCGCAGGGAGUCCAGCAGCUCUCUGUGCGAGGAGUCAGUCUGCAGCCCCGUCAUCAAAGGGGUCUUUGAGCCUUAUCGCUGCAGGACCAGACGCUGUGGGCCCCUGAACCUGACCAUGGCGUCUCAGUCCUGCCUCCAAAAGGAUCACAGGGCCAUCAAGUCAGUGAGGGUGCGCCAGCUGGAAAACCUCCGUCCUCUGGCUGAGGACCCGCGCCUCGACGUGAAGUUCAUUCAGCUGGUUCGGGAUCCUCGGGCGGUACUAGCCUCGCGCAUGGUGGCCUUUGAAGCCAAAUACAAGAACUGGAAGCAGUGGGCUGCGGAUGGGGAUGUGCCCAUUGAUGACUAUGAAGUGAGAAAGCUGAAAGGGAACUGUGACAACAUCAGGAUGUCAGCGGAGAUCGGCCUCAGGCAGCCACCUUGGCUGCGCAGGCGCUACAUGCUGGUGCGGUACGAGGACAUCGCCCGGUUCCCCAUGAGGAAGGCGACGGAGAUGUACAAGUUCACUGGAAUCCCGUUCACUCCACAAGUGAAAUCCUGGAUCCUGAAGAACACCCAGGCCUCCAAGGAGACCAGCGGAGUUUACUCCACACAGAAAAACUCCUCCGAACAAGUAGAGAAGUGGCGGUUCCGCUUACCGUUCAAAAUAGCUCAGGUUGUACAGAGAGUUUGUGGACGAACGUUGAAGCUUUUCGGGUAUAAAAUUGUUACCAGCGAAGAAAUGCUGACUGAUAAGUCUAUCAGUCUGAUUGAGGACAAAGUGUUCAACUUUGUAUAGACUUUGACAGACGUGAACUCUGAACCCUGAAGCAGGAAAAAACAGCUAUAUGGAAAACUCUGGAAUGACUGAUAUUUAUUAGGGUAAUUUAUCCUGAUACAGAGAGCUUUAUAUUUUCUGAGUGUGUGCUAUUUAAAGUUUUUUACUAUUUAAAAUAGUUUGAUGAAGAAAAUGUAUUGUUGAGCGGAAAAUUAAUUAUAAAGCUUUUAACUAUUGAUGCAAGGGUGUAUAUUGAGACUUCACGUAUGGUGAAAAUAGGAAGCUAUCUUUGUUUUUGCACUCCGGACUAUCUUCUCUGUCCAAACUGUAUCAUUGGCUUGUCCUGCAAUCCUGUCCAAAUUUAACUUCUUAGAAAAUAAGAAAGUCCCUGAGGGAGAUAGCUUUGGGUUUGUGAACAAGAAUGAACUGUUUCAAACACUUCCAGGAACCUCCGUUAGUUAUUUUUGUUCAGCGACUUACAGUAGGCUGCUUUUACGCCAAAGAAACUUGAAACGAAAUGUCUAUGCAAAGCCAAAUCAAUGAAUUGCUUUGUAUAGCAAUGCUUAUGGCAGGAAGAAGAAAUGUAAAUGUUUUGUCAGGUAAUUUCUACGCAUGAGAUUUAGAAGUAAUGUCCCAUGCUGAUUUAUUUAUGUCUUCUUUGCUAAAAGUGAUAAUGACUCCAGCUCUGAAUGUGCUCCACAGGUUGUAAUCCCCCCCAGCAGGGGUACUUUUCUUGCACACAUAUACUGUAGUUUGCUGUACAUGCAUGUUUGUAAUUGGCCAAACGUUGUUUCGAACUUGUCCUCGGGAUUGUAAAGACCCCAUACUGUUAAAACAGAUGUAUACACGGCCACUGUAUGCAAACAUUCCAACUGCAGCUGGUUUGCAGGAUUGUGCGAGGUUUGUCGGCAGGUCUGUCUGUUGACACAAGUCUCUUGGCUGGUGAUAAAAAGAGGCCCUGAUACGCUGACUUGCCAGACUGUUUGCUGAUGUUCCAGUCUGUUCCUUUGGCAUUUUGUUUGUAACAAUAAACCUUCUUUUACAUUAA